AUGCCCUUGGCACUAUCAACAUCGCCAUUGGAUUCCCACAGCAGCACCCAGCCGACGAUGCAAGACGGCGUUGUCGAGGACCGCGUAGAUGACUACUUGCCCGAGCUGCUUGCGAGAGACUUGCAGCUGUCAGCUGCCGUCUUUGCAGCCAAGAAUAUGACUGCUGGCGCACCUGCCAUAAGAAUUUCUUUCCACGAAGAGUCCCGGGCACGCGUGAGCAGGGUGCCCUUGCAAACAUCCACCCAAGUCGCCUCAGCCAAUAUGAAAUCUCGGACCGCGAGCGAGGAACAAGACUCCAUGGUCUCAUCUUUCGACCCAGUCGACCCGAACUUGCACGACUACGUAUCCGACAUAUCGUCUACUUCAAGUCGCUUCAGCGGCGAAGAAGCUGAACCACCAUCCUUCCGGCAUCGGGCGUCCCUCGAAACCACCGCUACGUCAACAGCUUCGAUUGGCUGCAAACACAAGCCAUCUUGCCGACCAGAAUAUGCCUGCCGUUACACUUGGUUGGACCUUGACUCGGACAGAGAUGAGCAUGAGACUGGUCAUGGGGAAGGUGGUAACGUCAGCUUCAUCUCUCCCAGACCCCCGACACGGCAAGGAUCCGGGCCGGGGUUACAUCUCUCGGAAAAGCCCAUCCGGGAGAGCUCUGAACGGUGUUCAAGCAUGCCAAGCGCUCCGCUUCAAAAGUUGCACUCUGUAAGCGAGCCAUCGCCGAGGAUGGUAACUCGGCGGCAACAGACUGGCACUUUAACCGAUCCUCCGCUCAAUUCGUGUACGGCUGUUGGGCCAAGGAAUCGAGCCAUGUCGAGAUUAUGGAAAAGUCCAUCCGCACAAAAGGUCGGCCAAUUUAGCCGCGACAGCUCUAUUCAGCCGAGACGGACGCAAUCCUUGUGCGUCAACACGAUAAGGAGUAGCUCGCCCAACAGUCAGCUCCGGAACAGAGUCUUGCGACUCAGUGCGGUCCGCAAGUCCUUGCCCCUGAGUGAAGAAGAUUUCCUAGACAAAGACGAUGAAGCCAUAUACUCUUCCGAAGAGCAAUCAGAUGACAGGUCCAAGCCUGGAAUUGCACGUCAUUCAACGUCCACGGAGAGCUUGCCAAGCGUGCAGUCCUGGUUAGAAAGCAGCCUCCGGCCAUAUCCACGAGCAUGUCGAAACGAAGAAUGUGCCAAACCCGUGCCGUUGCCAUCGGAUGCUGUUGAAACUCUGCGGGUUUCUGUCGCUUGUUUCCCAGAGACGAUGCUUCUGACAUCUAGCCUCACGGUCGAAACCAUCAGGAGCUAUGCGAGGAAGGUGCGGCAGCCUAGCAUGAACAGAGGGAGCAUCGAGCCCAGCGAGUCGCCAGCACGUGAAGCACGAAAGUCCCUCUGGCGCAAAGCCGCGACCUACAAAUGCGGAUCCGAGACUGGCCACUCGAAAUCAUCAUCACGCGAAGCCACCACAAGGCCUUGGGACGGAAGUUGCGAGGACUCGGACAGACCAAAGCCGUGGGCGCCCAUCAAGAACGUUUUUGGCUGCUGCUCGGAUUACCUUUCCGAUGCCCUCUACGCUCACAUCGUGGCGUACAACUACGUCUCUGCGCUGACGGUGGGAGAUCCCUCGCCGCACGCGAGCCGUGUGCGACGCAACAACGCCACCACCGCAUGCGGGCGGGGCUCGCAGCAGCAGCAGCAGCAGCAACACCUCGACGUACCCGAGAAGGCCGCCCGGCUUCUUGGGCUUUUGGCGGAACCAGACAUGGCGGCCGGCACGAACCGGCUGUCCAAAAGGCCGGGCUCACCGCGGGCAGACUGGCAUGGGCCAGACAUGCCGACCAGCUGCGAAGGCGGCCCGAGUGCGCAAGACAACAACAACACCCUGCGGGCGAUUCAGAGCGGCCUCUUGCGUUGCGUGUCGCGGCUGGUCGCCACGGCCAAGUUGACGGCAGGGAUGGGCGCAGGCCAAGACGGGAUGGCGGAUACGGAAGCCGAGGAGGGCGCGGACAUGCUUUUGAUGAGGAGUCUCUGCGAGAUUGUCCGAAUAGCCGAAGAGUCGUCAGAUGGAAAAGAAGACACGUCUUUUUUUGUCUUUCCCAAAUACUCCGUACCAUACAUAGGCAUAGAUCAAACAGACGUGACAGACGUGGCGUACAAAUGCGUCUACAUGACUAGCCAGGCCAGUGUAGACUGCCGCCCUGGCCUGCGAUGCCCUCCAACCCAGGGCGGCACGCAUUACACCGAGAAGUGCAUGGAAACUUGUAUUAGAGGCGAACAAUAUGCUAGCCCUUCUUCCCCACGGCUAAGAAACGGCAAAGCGAUCGUUCGUACGGAGUAG
Molecule: messenger RNA, 2313 nt
Organism: Ustilaginoidea virens
Lineage: Eukaryota; Fungi; Ascomycota; Sordariomycetes; Hypocreales; Clavicipitaceae
Exons: 2
Coding region: 1-2313 (770 amino acids)
Source: RefSeq, a predicted model, not a curated record